GCAUUUUGUCGUGGUGAAGCUGGUGGUGACCGGUACAUUACUCACGGUGCUGGUACUGGUAGCUGGUACCUGGUAGCACCACUUUACCGGUAUGCAUAUGAGAAUCGCAUCCUCGACCACUGGGACCAAGUGGGUAUGACUAUGAAUGUGCGAUCGACUAUCGACUGUGAAAGGCGCGGCAACGCAAAGGAGCGCGCAAUAAAUAAAUAACUAAUGACUCGACUGCAUGCUUGGAAGCAGUCUGUUACGUUUUGUUAUCUUGCAACAGUUUGAGUUCCAUUCUAAUACACAGCCGACUUAGACUAUCAUCUUCAGCCUCAAAGCUAGCUAGAACAAAUUGUAUUAGCACGGUGAUAGCAAACACUCAAGCACAUUAUUAACGAUACAGUAAGAGAUUAGCCGCUUUGGGCUGUCUAAGUUUCUCACUAGUCUACGAAAGACGAACGGUAUUUUAAAAGAGAAGACAUUGAUACACACAAACGCAGCCAAAGAAAAACCAACUAAAUUAAAAUUAAAUCAGAGCUCAUCAGAGCUGAUCAGAUCAGAUCAGAUCAAAUCCGAUCAGAUCACUUGAGUCCGCGGAAAACGGAAAACAGAAAUCGGUACUUCGUUGGUAGCUUGGUAGCUUGGUACCGGUAGCUUCGAUAGCGGAACCAAUCUACGAUUCCCAUCGCAUCGCAUCCCAUCCCAUCCCAUCGAACAGAAGAUGAAGAAUUCCUUUUGGAAUACUAGUAUUACUGGUACUGGUAGUAUUACUGGAAUUGGUAGUACUAUGAAGACGGUCCUUGUUGUGGCCACAGUCCUCCUCCUGUCUGCUUUGACAGCACCGGUACAGGCCGAAGAUCCCGGCAGAGUUGGUUCUCUCCCAGGACUAGGUGGAAUCGGGGGAAUUGGCGGGAUUGGCGGAGGAAUUGGAGGAGGAAAUUCAAGGCCCACCGUACCCUCCCCGGCUCCAACCCGUCGUCCUGUUCAUGUCGCCAGCAACUACUCAAAUCCAUCACCUGUCGAUCUCGUGUACAAUGCGUCCAUUGGACCUUGUACCAAUCAGAGUGAGCUAUUCCAAGCAUCUGUGUUCUUGACUCAUGAGUUAAAUGGAACUGUCAACAGGUCAAGGGUCAAUACUCCUCCCCUCAUUGCCGAAUCGGCUUCUCAUCUCGACAUUGACAAUUCAGAAAUCUUGCUCAUGUCUGAGCUCAUCGUCACCACAUACAAUAACUUGUCCGAACAACUCUGUGAUCCAUACUACUGCCGCCUUUACGCUGCCAUGGCCGACAACAGCAGCAAGAGAUUCUUCUUCACACCUGAUAACGAAGCCACUGCAAACCAUCCUUCCGUCUUUGUUAGGGUCAGAUACGAUCUACUCGGAUUCUGCGAAAAUCUUGAUGCACUUCGUCUUCAGGGGGCCUUUGUUUUCCACAAGGCCAUCACAAGGACUGUCGGAUGCUUCUUCAGUGACUUUACUGCUGCAUUCCAGCAAACUGAAAAUGUUUCUGGAACCAUUGCACCCACACAGCUAGAAGAAAUCAAUGACAUGGUCUCAGUCACUCGUGGGAACAUCACUUUCAACUUGACUAAUGGGACUCUCACUUUCGGAAACAGGCCCAUCGUCUCCAAGAACGGUGGAAGAGGACUUCGCAGAAAUGACGGAGUCGCCAAAGGAAGACAGUUCCACAGACAGCGCAUUCUCACAAUGGGAUUCGAACAAGAAGCCAGGGGACUUCGCACCCUAGACCUCGGGGCCACUGCAGACAUUAAUGGACUCAACACAAGGUGCCCCUGUAAAACUCCAUUCCCAGAAAGGCGCGCACCCACAGAAAUAGAAUUCCUCGAUGCGCUCACUGAAGCUUACCUCGAAAACCAAACCGCUAGGUUCGAUCCCUACCAACGAAACCACACAAGAUUUGCACAGCUCGGACUUGUCGAUGCAACUCCAAACAGGACCCUCCUCGGCCCUCCCAUCGACAUCGUCGAAAAUAGCACCCUCUACACAUGCGAUCCCAACAGGACUGAAUUCGACACACUUAUCAUCGUUGAUAUCGAAGGAAGACCAGAAAUGAUGACUGCUGAUGAAAGGUUCCUCAUGGAGAGAGCAUUCUUGCUCACAUUCAAUGAAAUGAACUUUUGGGCAUGUGAUGAGCCAUACCAUCGCAUGAUCGAGAAUGUCACUAUCACACAUGUCUUCCCAAACCUUCUCGAUGGAAGGACUAAUAUCCUCGUCUUUGAUAUCGUGGCUUCUUGCAGGAACUGCUCUGGGCUAGACCUGCUACUAUUCACAGAAAACCCAAACAACUUGACGGAUGUCCUAGAAAUGCCAUUCCCUCCCUUCUUGACAGACAAAGAUGAUCUCGAAACCCUGACAAUGCAAUUCGAUUCUUCCGAUAUCGACUGCCACUGCCCUGCAAACACAGAGGACCUUGUGAGAUCUCCCUAUGUCACAGAAUUUGGAACAGCCUUCAAUGAGACAAUCUGGAAACUUAGGGAGACCAUGAUGUUGGAAAAUGUCACUUUUGUAGCAGAAAUCCUCGAAGUGGAGACCUUUGCCUGUGAUGCGGAUCCAAACAGGGCUGUUCAACCAUACACACUUGAUUUUGGUGACACAGUCGAUGAAAGUAACAUGACGGACAUUGACAGGUCAGCCCUUUCGAUGGCAUUCAUGGAUACCUACAACGCACUCAACUUUGAGCUCUGUGACACUCAGAGCUUCAGGAGAGUUCAGAAUGCAACCAUCUUUUCCAUCAACACAUUUGAUGAUAAUGCUGUCAUCUUUAGGAGGCUUCAAGAGGCACCAGGGGUUACCAUUGAAGUCACCUUUGAUUUUGAGUCUUAUAGCUGUCCAGGGACCCUGUUUGACAACUACACCCAGCCUGUUACUGUGCGAGUUACCGAUGCCAUCGAUAUUUGCUUGGAUUCUGGGAUUCCUCCUUCUGGCCAGUUCACUCCCGUUGUCGUGGAGAGAAACGUAACUGGUAAACCCUUCAUGAACUUCACAGUUGAGACGGAUCGUCAACCCACCAGGAGUGUUGAGUUCAACAACCGGACCUCCAUUUUCAGGCUGUUGCCUUCUUUGGAACUUGAUCCUACGAAGUGCUUCUGCGCAAGUGGUGUUAGCGGAAAUGGGACAACCAGAGCGCCAACCAUUGGUGAAUUCCUCUUUGCAUUGAAUACAACCAUUGUCAGCCUGCAAACGGCUGGGUUGUUGGAAGGGCUGGUUCUUAAGGGCAUUGAGACACCUAAACCGCAAACAUGCACAGGAGAAAACAUUACAAGGACUACGACGUUCUUUAUACCAGAAUCUACGCCAGCGCCAACACCGGCACCAACACCAGAGCUAACACCACAGCCAACCACGGCGCCACAGCCAACCAACCCUCCUACACCAAGACCACCAACCCCGCCUCCCUCCCCUCGGCCCUCCCGUAGGCCUACACCCCCUCGGCCUACUCCAAAUCCAACCCGUCGGCCUACCAAUAAUCCAACCCGUCGGCCUACCAAUAAUCCAACCCCCCACACCAAGCCCCACUCCGCUCCUACCCCUCAGCCGACACCCAGUCCCACUCCUGCUCCUACUGCUCAGCCCACACAAAAUCCUACUCCUGGGCCCACACCAGUACCAUCUCCGGCCCCGUCUUAUGUUUGUGAUACAGUUAUGGAUGUCACUAUACAAGCUGUCGACCCCAAUGGUGUCCCAGUGGAACAGCUUGGAAAGCCUGAAGGAACAUGCUCAGUUGAGGUCACAUAUACCUACACGAUUAUCAACACUGGUGUGGUCACCCUCACUGUUACAUUCUUUGACCGUGACCGCAAUGGUGAGGUGGUAGACUUACUACCUAAUCUUGAUCCAGUUGUGAUUCCACCAGGGGAGACAUCAAGUCAGACUGAGGUAGUGACUGUGAACUUUUGCAUUGACAUGAAAUCAUUACUGUGGUUGUAUUCUGAAGCAUCCCAAUCAACAGGACUGAUUGCCGAAGUAGAAGACACACACACAUUCUCAACCACACCAACAUGA
This is a messenger RNA of Seminavis robusta, 4006 nucleotides long. NCBI's taxonomy places the organism in Eukaryota, Bacillariophyta, Bacillariophyceae, Naviculales, Naviculaceae. The record is from the annotation of a GenBank genome assembly.